GAUUAGGUGUGUGCUAAUAAGACUGUGAAGGUACAGUACUUCUGAAUGGUAGAUGAAAGUAAUGAGAAGAGGUACCAGGGGCAAUGAGAACGGAGAGGGAUGAGGUCUACUUUAUAUCAUGAGGAGGUGGUGGGGGGAGAGAAACGACAACACAGACGACCAAGCCCAGACAACAGGAAACCCCCCAAUUACAGCUUAAGCUCCGCGGGUAGAAGUACAAGUAUGCUUGGAAAUCAAGAGUGGAUGGGCAAAUGGAUCCUUGUCUUGAGCUCAGAGCUACAAGAGUGGGGGUACAGUACAAAAGGGUGGGAAGAACUCAAAAGAAACAUCCCCGGAUCCAUUGUCAUUAUUAAUUGCUUGUUGGCUUGCUUGCUCUCUUUGCACUGCAACCCUGACCCUGACCAGUUUCCAGUUGGCAAUCUCGCCAUUGUCUGCCAUGCCAUGCCAUCUCAUCAUCGGGGAGUUUUGCCCCUCAGGUCCUGCAUGACGUUUGCCCGAUUCAGAGGCGGGGCUGGUUGACGUGACCCUGACAGGGAAGACAACAAACAAUACUAGGUAAAGGUACAGGCAACUCAAUGCAGCGGGGUCAACACAGACAGAUAGAAUCACGGUUAAAUAAUUGAAGAGUUACAGACACG
Molecule: messenger RNA, 638 nt
Organism: Aspergillus homomorphus CBS 101889
Lineage: Eukaryota; Fungi; Ascomycota; Eurotiomycetes; Eurotiales; Aspergillaceae
Exons: 1
Coding region: 100-519 (139 amino acids)
Source: RefSeq, a predicted model, not a curated record